AUGCUCGAACGCCUGACUUCCCUCGGGCAGGGCCAGCUCAGUGCCGAGGUCCAGGAGUGGGUGGUGGGCGCCCUGAUGCGGGACCCCUACCAUGCCUCCCACGUCAUCGACGUCGACUACCACAGGCGGUUGUGCAAGGCCUUAUUUGCAGCAGCAGAGCGCUCCGACGACGGUGUGACCGAUGCGCUGGCGGACGAAUUUCAAAAGCGGCAGUGCGCGGUCCAGCAGAGCCGCUCCGGCUGGUGCCAGAAGGUCUGGACAUACGGCGUCACGGGGCCUGCGCUGGGCCACCUCGGCACAACAGCCUCAGACGGGGCGAGCGGCUGCAUCGCCCUUGGCCUGUCUCACGACAUGCUGGCAGGCAGCACGGGGUGCCACGAGUGGGAGGCGGGCUUCUGGCUGGCAGAGUACGUGCUGAGCAACCUGGCCGCCUUUGCAGGGAAGCACUGCGUGGAGCUGGGGUGUGGUGCGGGCGUGGUGGGCGUGGCACUGGCCCGCGUCGGCGCGGCGUCAGUGCUGUGCACCGACGGCUCGCCCGAGGCGGUGGCCAACUGCGACGCCAACCUGCGCCUCAACGGGGUCGGCGCAGGUGACAACGUGCGCACGGCGCUGCUGCGCUGGGAGGACGACCCGGCGGGGGGCCCCACGCCGGACUGCAUCCUCGGCGCCGACCUGCUCUAUGACCCCCGCGCUGUGGCGCCCCUCCUGCACGCAGUGACGUGGCUGCUGCAAAACACAGCAAGCCAUGGAGGAAAGGGCGAACGCCGCGCCCCCGCCGCCGCGCUGAUCGCCACCGUGGAACGCAACCCGGACACCCUGGCGCUGUUCGAGCGGGAGGCGGAGCGCCAUGCUUUCUUACAAGCGAGGCGGGUCGCCGUGCCGAGGGUGCAGGCCGUGUCCUGGCACGAGUUCGAGGCCCUGGAGGCGGCGCGGCCGCGCCUGUUGCUCCACGAGCUGGCGCUGAGGGCCCCGGGGGGCCAGAGUUGA
Molecule: messenger RNA, 987 nt
Organism: Auxenochlorella protothecoides
Lineage: Eukaryota; Viridiplantae; Chlorophyta; Trebouxiophyceae; Chlorellales; Chlorellaceae
Product: Protein FAM86B2
Exons: 3
Coding region: 1-987 (328 amino acids)
Source: RefSeq, a predicted model, not a curated record